Podospora pseudocomata is the source of this 4503-nucleotide messenger RNA. RefSeq lists its product as uncharacterized. The record is from RefSeq and is a predicted model, not a curated record. Gene Ontology annotation, cellular component: GARP complex. Gene Ontology annotation, molecular function: syntaxin binding. Gene Ontology annotation, biological process: Golgi to vacuole transport; retrograde transport, endosome to Golgi. The transcript has 3 exons. NCBI's taxonomy places the organism in Eukaryota, Fungi, Ascomycota, Sordariomycetes, Sordariales, Podosporaceae. Bases 578 to 4075 code for a protein of 1165 amino acids.
CAAAAGUUGAGAUGUCUACAAACAGAAAUCAGGGGUUUGAAAAGUCGCGUCGCGUCGCGGCCCAAAGCGCGUCGUUAUUCUAGUAGCGAUGGGUUUAAUUGCCCCGGUAAAGGUAGGGUACCCAGCUUGUCGGGUCUGCCAAGGCCAAUCGGAUAAAGAAAUAGACCCCGUUAUGCUGUUAGAUGAUGUGGCCUAUGCACGUACCAAGCUACCUUAAGGGUAUGCCUGUGAAUUGGUGAUGGGAACGCAUUUGGCAGGCUACUCCUAGCCAUCUCUCAGCACCUUCCUGUGACGACGACGGCUCUACGACCUGCCCUGAAGCUCGAGAAGGCACUCGUUACUGACCUCCUCCUGACCAUCUACUCGGCGACGACAUACCACCCCGUUUUUGGAGCAUUGCCGCGCUUUCAUCUGUUGUAUCUGUCCUGUCAGCUACAGCAUGAUACCCCGGUGAUCUGUCAGCUUCGCAACUGUUGUUAGUUAGGGGAUGCACUUUGGAACCCCUGGAUGGUCUCCAGCAAGAUCAUAACUUCGCCUUGCGGCCGGGGAACAUCAGUGGGGUUGCGCAUCCAUCAUCAUGUUCUCAAACCAGGGUGGGCGCAAGUCGGUCGAUAGCUUGUCGUCGACAUUGUCCGCCGGCCAUCGAACGGAGUUCCCAUUUCACGGCAAAGGACCGAGCAGCCCACAACGCCAACGUAGAGACUCGACAGCAAGCUCCAUCUACUCGGUGGGCGGAUCGCUGGACGCCUCCGCCGGUUGGACCAGCGCCGUCUUCGAAUCGGGUCAGAAUGCCAUCUCCACGCUGCUGCAACCCCCUAUAGUCCGGACAGGCCUGCUUCCACAUACGAGCGCCCCUGCUUCGAGCGCGCACAAACCUCCGACCGCCCGAGACAUACCUCCCGUGACACUUACGAAUGUACCCCACGUCGAUGCUUCCGAGUUCAGACCAUACCUCUCCCAGGUUGGGGCGUUAUAUGAGCAGUUGCGGCGAAUCCAAGCCGAGGAAGACGAGAAUGCGAACGCCUCGAACCGACGAAGCACCAAAGCUGACGAGGCGCCCGAAACCCCGGUGGACGAGGGUCAUUUGCGCCCUGCAAGACGGCCUGGCUUGUCGUCGAGGAGAACUUCGACUGCAUCCAUCUCGUCCCUCACCUCGAUAGACUCUCCCACUCUUCCUCGGCGACCCAGUUCCGGUCUCAGAACCCGACAAGCGCAGGGACCACCACCUUUGUCGACCGUUCCCGCUGUAUAUUUUGAGGAGGACUUCCACCUUGAGAAUCCACGGACUUUUGAUGUAGUCAGCGAGCGAUCCGAGGUGGUAAGGCCCGCGCCGGGGGAUGAUAAAGGGGGACCGAAUGGACAAGCUGCGGCGCCUCGGAAGGCUCUAGCGACCAAUGCGAUCUUACAGGAGAAGCUCUCGUGGUAUAUGGAUACGAUUGAAUGGCAUCUGAUUCAGUCCAUCUCGACGGCAUCAACGACUUUUUUCAGUGCGCUGGGUUCUCUGCGGGAACUGCACUCGGAAGCGGCCGACUCAGUAGAGAGGAUCAAGGCACUGCGCAAGGAGCUGGAAAACCUAGACGAAGAGAUUGCUACAGGGGGGCUCAACAUCAUACAACAACGGCGGAGGAGGGAAAAUCUGAAGCAGUUACACGACGCCGUCACACAACUCCGGAAAAUAGUAGACGGUGUUGCCGUCUGCGAGUCCCUUGUGGAUGCUGGAAACAUCGAUGAAGCUUUGGACAACAUCGAUGGCUUGGAGAAGCUCAUCGCUGGCGAAUUGCCCGAGGGUGGCAGUCAGUCUGGAGUGAGUCUGGUGGACCUGCGGGGUGCCACAGCUCUCCAGGGCGUGAGCAACGAUUUGUCUACUCUGCGAUUCCGGAUCGGAAAGGCAUAUGAAGGAAAGUUUCUCAACACUCUGCUUACGGAUCUCCAAAACCACGUCAAACAGGUGUCUGCGCAGGAGGUGCUCAUGCGUUGGAGUAGUGCUUCCAUGCGAGCCCGCGGCGCCCACAGUCGUGAACCAUCGGCGUUCCCAUCUUAUAUGGCGGCGACAGACAUUCUGAGGAUAGAACUGUUGCCUAGUCUGACGGGGCUGCAUCGGGCCAAGUUCAUCACUGUGGCCGCGACUGCAUAUCGCGAGGCAGCGAUGAAGGAGAUCAAAGCCAUCAUCCGACGGCCGCUGCCUAGCUCCAGCGAUGACGACGACACGACGUCGAUGAUGUCGAUGCAGUCCAGCUCGACGAUGAACCGAGGCGCCAGUCCGCGGACUCAGCAGGACCGGUCCAUACAGUUGGCUAGAAACCUGCGAGCAUUGGACCCUCUGGAUGCCGAAACCUUGCUGGUAAAGAUCUACAUUGGUGUUACGGAGGCUCUCAGGAGAUUGAGCACACAGAUGAAGGUCUUGUUGGAUGUUGCAAGCACGAUAGGCGACGCAGGUCCAUCCGGGCUGAAGUCGCCACCGCUCAGGUCGCCCCCUAUGAGUCCUCCAGCAAGACCACCAUCGAGAGCUGCGGUCGAGGCCCAGGAGGAGAUCCAUGCGGCUGUGGAUAUUUCCAACUUUCUCGGGCAAGCGAUUGACGCAGCUCAGGAAAAGAUUGUCAAGGUGCUUCGAGUACGGUCUGAGCAGAGCAAACGGCUGGAUCUUGUCUCCUUCCUGCGGUACUUUACCCUCAACCUUUACUUUGCCAACGAGUGCGAGGCCAUAUCUGGACGGAGCGGCACGGCACUGAAGACGCUAGUCAAUGGUCACAUCGCAGACUUUGUCAAACUCCACGGCGACGCACAAACUCAAAAGCUCGCCCAGGGCAUGGAGUCAGACCAGUGGAACGCGGCUGACUUCACCGAGAAGGACACGGACCUGCUGAAUCGGAUUCUCGAGUGCAGCACCAGAGAUGCUGCCGCGUGGACGGAGGGCACGCAGGUCUGGCAUCCCCAUCCGGACGCGCCGCAGGAAAGGAGCGAGGCCAACGGCGGAGGAGAUGAACCAGACGUCGUAUCCGCCCAAGCAAACGGCGGCGGCAGCCCUGCUGCCACGAGAAGCAGAACCCGCAGCGCUGUAAUCGAAUCCGAGUCUUACCUCCUCCCCAACUCGGCCAUCCUCUGCAUGACGGGCAUGGAGAAUUUCUUGCAGCUCAUCACCUCGAUCCCGUCCAUGACAACGGACAUUUCGUCGUCCCUCAUCGCCUACCUCCAGCUUUUCAACUCGAGGUGCAAGCAGCUCAUCCUGGGCGCGGGAGCGACUCGGUCUGCUGGGCUGAGAAACAUCACGACCAAGCACCUCGCUCUCGCGUCCCAGGCGCUGGCUUUCAUGGCGGCUAUCAUCCCGCAUGUUCGGGAGUUUGUCCGGAGGCACUGCGCCGGGUCGGUGGUUACGUCUACGAUGGGGGAGUUUGACAAGGUGAGGAGGGACUUGAUGGAGCAUCAGAAUAGUAUUUAUGACAAGCUGGUGGAGAUUAUGACUGGGCGGGUGGGAUUGGCGGGGCGGAAGGUGAGGGCUUUGGCGUGGGAUGAUGAUGAUGGGAAAGGGGGGUCGGUUGUGAGUGAGUAUAUGGAGGGGUUGGCGAAGGAUACGGUGACGCUGCACAAGAACUUGACGAGGCAUUUGCCCGAGGGGACGGUGAGGUAUAUUAUGAUGCCGGUUUUUAGGAAUUACAAGGAGACGCUUGGGGGGGCGUAUAGGGAGGUGGAGGUUGGGAUUGGGGGGAGGGAGAGGAUGCUCCGCGACGUGGAAUUUUUUCAGUCACGACUGGGAAGGAUUGAUGGGUUUGGGGACGCGGGGGAGUUUCUUCUUGGUGUUAUUAACUCCAAGACGGUUGUUGGUAAUGCUUCGGGGUCGUCGUUGGCAGUGGUGGAUAAAAUACCGUCAAGGGCGGGGUCGAGGGCGGCGUCGCCUGCUCCUCCUCCUCCUCCGCCGCAGUUGGGGCACUCGUUGAGUGUGAACAUUUCUACGAGUCCGGGGAUUGAGGUGGAGGAGGGGAAGAAGUCUAGUGAGAGUAAGGAGGGGUCGUCGGAGGGGGGGAAGAGUAGUGCUGAGGAGAAGAAAUCGCCACCGCUGCCGGCUGAGGAAAAGGAGUAGGACUUGGGGACGAGGCAGGCGAGAAAGAUGGGGUAUUUGAGCGGGGUUGUUGGGCAGAGGGGGAGGGACGUGAAUGUGCUUAGAUGAGGGGGUUUGUUUGUGUCUGAACUAUUGUUUUUUAUUAUAUACCUAUGGUUGGUUUUCUAGAUGUGCUGUAUCGGGGGUGGGGGAGGGUGCUUGCAUGAUGAGCUAGUAGCUAUUAUGGUUAUAGGGGUAGUUGGUUUAUAGGAAAAAGGGGAUUUGAGCGAUGUUGCAUAUUGUGAAACUUAUGGGGAAUUGGGGCACACCUGGUUGGCAUGUAUAAUCAGAUGAGAUGCUAGAUACUGGUCGAAAACCUACUGUACCUAUUCUUCGACUCUUUUUGCGGACUUUGGCAGGUUUCUUUGGAUAACGAGGUAGCAUGUCAAUAUGACCUGUCUACACCUUUC